Molecule: messenger RNA, 612 nt
Organism: Adineta ricciae
Lineage: Eukaryota; Metazoa; Rotifera; Eurotatoria; Adinetida; Adinetidae
Source: the annotation of a GenBank genome assembly
AUGAAGAAUUAUUUCGCAACUUUCAAUCACCCUCAAACUAAUCAAUGUGUGAAUACAAAUGCAGCAGACAUAGCGCGAUUACAAUGUGAAAGGAAGAAAUGUGAAAGCGAACGGCAACGAUUACGCAAAAAGUUUGAACAAUUACAGCAACGUCGAAAUCAAAGUUGGACUGACCGAUGCUGCCCAUGUUGCCGUCGAUCGAACAGAAAUCGACACGAGAAUACCGAACAGAUAUUCAAUGAGCCAGAACAGUCGGUAUCCUAUCAACCGGAGCGAGAAUUUCAAUCAAAGAAUACCAAUGAUAGUCCACCUUUAGCGGCAAUCCAAGGUGACAUGAUUAUUGUUGUUUUAGUUCGCAUACCGGUCAUUUCUUUCAGAUUACGUUCGAAUAGUGUGAUACCAAGUCCUUCAAUAUCGUUCGGAUCGCUGGAAUCGAGUUCAGAUUCUGCAUUUCCAACUGGCAUGCCAACUUCUUCUACAAAUCGCUCGAAAUCAAACUUAAUUCCAAAGACAAGUCAUUCUAGCGUAAACAAUUAUGAGAAAUCUCUUUUAACUGUACCCGAAAAUGGUCAUGGCCGAUCGAGUAAUGUUUUUUGUUACAUGACGUUUUAA